Molecule: messenger RNA, 979 nt
Organism: Phytomonas sp. EM1
Lineage: Eukaryota; Euglenozoa; Kinetoplastea; Trypanosomatida; Trypanosomatidae
Source: the annotation of a GenBank genome assembly
CUGUGCGCAAGGGGAAAAUAGGCUCUUACGCACUGUAAGGAUAUAUUAAUUUGAUUGGAAUAAUAGAAGUAUCGAAUAUAUAUAUAUAUAUAUUUACACAAUGCCGGAGGCGACUGAUAUGCAGUUGAUGGAGAUGGAUAUGGUACAAGGUAUGUACGAUACCUAUGAGUUACUUAGCACAGAUCCGCCAAGCUAUUCGAUCCUCUUGGCUGCCAGCGCAGAUGACCCUCCCGAGUUGAAAGUUACGGUGAUUUACCCUAGCGAAGAAUACCCCGAGUCUUCUCCAUGCAGCAUUACUGUUGAGAGCAUUUCGAAAAAACGACGUAUUCAGACGGCGAACCUCGUUAAGGAAAUCGAAGCUACGUGCAGUGAAAACAUCGGUGUCCAUGUGGUCGCGUUGGUGUUGCAGGAAAUACAAAGCUUCCUCACCAACAAUGCACAGGAGGCUGAGAAAGCCGAACUAAUCCGGCGCGGUGAAACAUUGAAUAGGAUUGCGACGCAGAGUAAUCCUGUCAAGCAUGAUCCCACGAUUACAGUUGGAACGGCUGUAACGAAGGAGCUUUUCGAAGAAUGGAGCCGUAAGCAUCGUGCGGAGAAGGAAAUGCUCUGCAGCUCAAAGGCGAAGGGGGAGCAUACUAAUAGUGGCGGCCCCAAGGGUGUUGCUAGUGGAGGGGCGUCAGCUAAACUUACAGGGCGACAGAUGUGGGAUUCAACAUUACGAAACACCGAUUGGCAACUCUUUGGAGAUGCUGAGGAUGGCGAUGAGGAUGUGGACUUUGAAGUUUUUGAUAACUUGAACGAAGAUGAUUUUGACUUUGAUGAAGAUGAGGGGUAAGACACCGGUCUCUAUGAGAGAUAGACCUCCUCAUUUCGACUGCUCAAGAGAAAAAGGAAGCUAGUGAGUGGGUAUUCCUGAAGUUUUGUAAGUUUAACGCGCAUUCCUUCUUGUUACAGCUAAGACUAAGAGUAAACAAGAUAU